AUGAGUUCGGAAGAUAAUAAUGAUAAAGGACACUUACAAAUCCCACAGAAGACAUUGUCAGAAUAUUCAGAAGAGUUAGAAAGGAGUUUGAUAAAAUACAAAAUAGAUAAUUUCGAUUAUCCUAAAUUUAAUAAUAAGAAAAUCAUCGGCAAAGGUGCAUCUGCAAUUAUAUACUCAGCUACUUUUGGCGGAAAGACAUAUGCAUUAAAAAGUCUAGACAAUUAUUUGCAUUUUGAUGAAAAAUCAUUUAAAAAACUCAUUCGAGAGAUUAACAUUCUCGGCAGUGUUAAUCAUUCUAAUGUUAUUAGAUUUUUCGGAACUUCAAGAAAUCAUGAAACGGGUAAUUUUAUGUUAGUAUUGCAGUUUGCUGAUAACGGCAACCUUCGGGAUCAUUUGAAAAAGAAACAGAAAAAUGGAAUAUAUGAAAUUUCGUGUGCUGAAGUUUUUGACAUAGCAACGCAGAUUGCCAGUGGAUUGAAAUACUUGCAUGAUAAGGACAUCAUUCACCGAGAUUUGCGUCCGACAUUGAAAGAAAUUUUAAACGUGCUUAAGAAACUAUCUAAAGAAAUAUCUGCUGAGAACAUCACAAACUAUGUUGAACAUGUUAAGUUAUACAACGAGCAAAUUACAUCUAAAGGCGAAUACGAACCCAUUACAAAACAUUAUUUAUUAAUUGAAAAAAUUAUCAAAGAAUUCAGCGUUGACGUUUAUGACUAUAAUGAAUUUCGCUUUAACGAGAGUGGAUCUGGACAAUCUGAAACUGCUUAUAGUAAGAGUCUCGGUGAAAAGACUAUUUUAAAUAAUCUAAAGGUUGACUCAAACGUUAAUGAAGCGACAGUCCGACAAUACAUUCAAGAAGUUAUUAUAAAUUUUAAUAUAUAUCAUAUCUGUUCAAUGGAAACGUUUUAA
Molecule: messenger RNA, 909 nt
Organism: Dentiscutata erythropus
Lineage: Eukaryota; Fungi; Glomeromycota; Glomeromycetes; Diversisporales; Gigasporaceae
Source: the annotation of a GenBank genome assembly